This is a messenger RNA of Anastrepha ludens (Mexican fruit fly), 1934 nucleotides long. RefSeq lists its product as uncharacterized. Gene Ontology annotation, molecular function: oxidoreductase activity. The record is from RefSeq and is a predicted model, not a curated record. NCBI's taxonomy places the organism in Eukaryota, Metazoa, Arthropoda, Insecta, Diptera, Tephritidae. The coding region runs from base 324 to 1661 and encodes 445 amino acids. The transcript has 4 exons.
GUAGCAUUCGGCGGGCACAAACAGUACAAACAGUGGUCGACGAGAGCUGGACGCGGGCACAAUACUGGGCGUAGUGGCAUUCGUUAUCUGCUAAGGUUACGGAUAUUUGGAAGCUUGAGAAAAUUAAAGAAUUUUUCGUUAUUACGAGUAUUAAAUUAUUAUGAAGUAAUGAUUUCCUGUGUUUAGAAACAACAAGAACCACGCCGCAUAGCCAGAACAGCUGAUUACUAAUAGCAAAACAAAGGGCCAAAGAUAAGAGAUAGUUCAGAGAACCUUUUAGUAUUUCGGUUUAUGAAUUCGCCUGACUCUGCACCAAUAACAAAAUGACAUCUUUGAUAUUAAAUUGCCCUGUUGCUUCGCGGUUGGUUGGCAAUGCACAGUGGCGCUGUUCGUCAUCCCUGAUUCUCAAAUUCCUGCAUGAAAAAUAUCCAGACAACACACAAAACUUUUUGAUGACUGCAUUUAUAAGAAAUGCUAGCAGCUUAACGAUGAAACGUGAGCAGAACCUCGAAAAGCGAAACCAGGCAGCUGCGAAAAGCUUUUACUACGAUAGUCAACACAUAUCGCACAGAAAGAUGUCGAGUUGUCAGCAACCCAAACUGGUAGCAGUCGCCGAGUCCAAGCGCUUCAUGACCGAUUGCUUCUUGGCUGCCAAUGUGCCCCAGGAUCACGCCCAGGCCAUGGCAGAUCUGCUAGUAGCUGCUGAUUAUCGUGGUCACUUCAGCCAUGGCAUGAAUCGUCUCGAAAUGUACAUUAACGAUUUGGCGAUCAACUCAACGAAUGGAGCUGCCACACCUACAAUACUCAAGGAGACACCAGCCACCGCUUGGGUGGAUGGGUGCAAUGGUUUGGGUGUAGUUGUGGGUAAUUUCUGCAUGGAUUUGGCCAUAAAGAAAGCGAAAACCGUUGGUGUAGGCUGGGUAUGUGCGAAGGGCUCCAACCAUUAUGGCAUUGCAGGUUGGUACGUACUACGCGCUCUGAAAGAGGGUUUGAUGGGCUUAACCACAACCAACACGUCACCAUUGAUGGCACCCACUCGUUCUAAGGAAGCAGCAUUGGGCACUAAUCCAUUGGCGUUCGGUGCACCUGCAAAAGAUGACAAAUUUCUGGUAGAUAUGGCCACGACUGCAGUUGCAGUGGGUAAAAUCGAAAUACAACGUCGCAAAGGUGAACCACUGCCCGACGGUUGGGCGCAGGAUCCAACAGGCAAGCAGACCAAUGAUGCUGAACUGGCAUUCAGCACCGGCUGCUUAAUGCCACUUGGCGGCGCUGAAAUUUCCUCCGGUUACAAAGGUUAUGGACUUGGCGCUAUGGUGGAUAUUCUUUCUGGCGUAUCAGCGGGUGCCAAUUAUUCGACAAAAGUUCGCAAAUGGACGCAUGCGGGCGCCAAUACUGCAGCUGAUUUGGGACAAGUGUUCAUUGCCGUAGAUCCCAAUUGUUUUGCGCCAGGCUUUGAAGAACGGCUAACUGACUUCAAUUGCCGCCUUAGAGGAUGCGAACCAACUGACCCAUCCAAGCCCGUUUUAGUCGCUGGCGACAAAGAGGACUUAAACAUGAAAGCAGUGGACGAAGUUGGUGGCAUCCAGUACUUGGAAAAUCAAUUAAAGACUUGUGCGGCUUUAGCCGAGCGCUUAAAAAUCCAACCUCUCUGCUUUAUUUAACUAAAAAAAUUAUGAAUUGUGUGCCUUUGCAUUAUCUGCAUUUCGAUUAUGCAUUUUGAAAAUAAUGUCUACAUAUCUGUAUGUAAAUUUAUAUGCCAGGAAUGACUGUACAUAAAUUCUUGCAUAUCAAUUUGUGUCUAACUGUCGUAAAAUUUUCUAUGUAAAUGAAUUUGCUGCUAUCGCAGUUCUAAGCGCAUUUUAUUUUAUUUCUUUAGUUCAAAUAAAAAACCAAAGCAACAUAAAAAAUGAUAAUAAAAACCAAAACACAAAACG